UCCGACUUUACUUAGAGAAUCUUCACUUAAAAUUCGCAUUCAGUCUAACAUCCACCGUUUUCAGUGUACUACGUAGUAGUCUGCCUGUGUACGGUACAAAAAUAGAAUUUUAGCGAUAUAUUCGAUUCGCUUACUGCCCGAUAUUCAGUCUGUUUUGAAGUUUUGUGAAUAGGUGGUUGAAAAUUUAGUGUAUUUUCCUGAUCGCGUUGAAAAAAAACAGAUACAGAUGGUGUACCCCACAUCUAUAACGUAUGAACUCCAGAAGAUGCCAACUCCAGAGUGUGAAAGUCACAGGAGGGCCCUUCAGAGGAAGUUGGCUGAUUCGAUCAAGAAAAUGGUUCCUUUAGACGACAUAAGGAUCAUUUUGGCCGAAGGUGCAAAGGUGAAUGAGCCUGUUGUUCAAGGCCUAAGACCGUUGCAUUAUGCUGUUUGGCAGAGGUAUUUGGAGGCUACGCAACUGCUGCUGACAAGGGGUGGAGAUGUGAACGCUGUGGACGAGUGUGGUUACAGCCCUUUGCACCUGUCUGCUGAAUAUGGAUAUACCGAAGUUGUACGUCUCCUACUCAAAUGCGGUGCAAAAGUGGACUAUCGACCAGAUACCGGUGAAGAUUUUCCCAAGACCAUGCAGGGUGACGAACCCCUUCGUCUUGCCAUCAGAAACAAGCACAUGGACAUUGCCAGAUUGCUACUGGAACACGGUGCUGAUCCCAACAAGCGAUACUUCUUCGGGGCCGAAAUAAACCUCGUUACGGACCUGGAUUUCUUGGAACUGUUGCUGACCUUCGGCGCCAACCCUGAUAGCAGGGACAGAUGCGGUCUGACCCCCCUCAUGAAGGCCGUCAGACAAGGAUCGAAGGGUAUGUCGACUGCCCUUCUACUGCUCAAGUAUGGCGCUGACGUGAAUGCCAUAACGGAUGAACGCAAUGAUUUUAGAACGGUUCUUCACUAUGCAGUUUCCUCUGGUAACUACGAAAUGGUGAACCUCAUCAUCAAACAGGGGGCAAGAUUGAAUUACGAAGAAGGCUAUGACUUUGAGAAACCAAGCCCUUUGGACCUGGCGAUACUAAAGGGCGAUCCAAAAAUUGUAGAGUUGCUCAUAAAGUCUGGUGCUGAUGUGAAUAGCAGUUCUCCUCUUAUUGGCUCUCCUUUGCACGUGGCUUGUGCUGAUCAUAUACUCAACAGAUAUGAAAUUCUGCAGAUGCUGCUGAAAGCUGGUGCCAACCCUAACCUGAAGGUGUUCAACGACAUCAAUGUUAGAAACUCGCAGUUAAGACCAGUCUUGGUGGAAUAUUUGGCAAGGAAUGAUGACCCUGACAUAAGAAUAGUGGAUCUGUUGCUGAAAUAUGGUGCUAAAGUGAUAAUGAAGACCCAGUUUAGGGAUCCCGAUGGCAUAUUAAAUUCUCUAGAACACGUGGUAUCUCCUAAUGGUGAGCCUAUAUUCUAUUUGCUCUUGGAAGCAAGUGAGGCGUUCGACCCAUGCAUGAUAAGAAGGAACAAAGAUUUAACACCAAGGCAAAAGGCAGCUCUGUUGGAACUUGCCAGAUUCCCAUUGAGCUUGAGGAAGCAGGUUAGACUCUACCUACGAAGGCUGCUUGGACCAAACCUACUGGAGGAGGCCCCAAAAUGGGAUUUGCCAACAAGCCUUAUAAAAUACCUCUUGUUCGAAUACUGAGUGUUCGAAAUCUGAGUCAUUAUCUUGUGUACAAGAAUAUUUAACCUAUAUGUGAUAAUUAUUACCACAAUUCUAACCAAAUUAAGGGCUUUUAAUGUCAUUCUUUUUACUGUAGGUGUAGGAUUCAAAUUCAGUAGUGAGAAUUCAUAUAAAUGCGUGAUUUUUGUUCUAAAAUUCAUCGCAUCAAUUUUCAGCCUGCCUGGGAAUGAGAAAUUUCAUGAAAUUUUCAAGGAACGGUUUUUUUUUGUUCGACAGGAGGCAAGCUGACGUGUGAUAUUCUUCUAGCUUUAUUUAUAUAGAAACUUGAUUUUGUAUAUUUUUACCCUUUGUAUGAUGUUGGAAUAAAUGCAAAUCUUGGAACUUU
This is a messenger RNA of Coccinella septempunctata (seven-spotted ladybird), 2036 nucleotides long. Its product is annotated as ankyrin-1-like. The record is from RefSeq and is a predicted model, not a curated record. NCBI's taxonomy places the organism in Eukaryota, Metazoa, Arthropoda, Insecta, Coleoptera, Coccinellidae. Gene Ontology annotation, molecular function: protein binding. The transcript has 10 exons. Bases 227 to 1672 code for a protein of 481 amino acids.